Messenger RNA from Juglans microcarpa x Juglans regia, 1282 nucleotides. Its product is annotated as DNA repair protein RAD51 homolog. The record is from RefSeq and is a predicted model, not a curated record. Gene Ontology annotation, molecular function: ATP binding; single-stranded DNA binding; ATP-dependent DNA damage sensor activity. Gene Ontology annotation, cellular component: condensed nuclear chromosome. NCBI's taxonomy places the organism in Eukaryota, Viridiplantae, Streptophyta, Magnoliopsida, Fagales, Juglandaceae. Gene Ontology annotation, biological process: mitotic recombination; DNA recombinase assembly; reciprocal meiotic recombination.
CAUUUCCCUCCUUUCCCGUGCCACUCCAUUGUAAUACAAUUCUCUCUCUCUGUCUCUUCUCUCUCUCUCUCUCUCUCUCAGUGGGUGUGGGGGAGGGGUUAGGAUAAUAGUAAUGGAGCAGCAAAGGAAUCAGAAGAUGGCACAAGAACAACAACACGGCGAAGUAGAAGAGAUACAGCAUGGGCUUCCUGUUGAACAGCUUCAGGCGUCGGGCAUUGCUUCCAUUGAUAUUAAGAAGCUCAGAGAUGCGGGUCUCUGCACCGUCGAAUCUGUUGCAUACUCUCCGCGGAAGGAUCUCCUGCAAAUCAAAGGAAUCAGCGAAGCUAAAGUUGACAAGAUCGUUGAAGCAGCUUCCAAGGUAGUCCCUUUGGGUUUUACUAGUGCUAGCCAACUUCAUGCCCAAAGGCUUGAAAUUAUUCAAAUAACAUCCGGAUCAAGAGAGCUUGACAAGAUCUUGGAAGGAGGAAUCGAGACAGGAUCUAUUACUGAGUUAUAUGGUGAGUUCCGUUCUGGAAAGACUCAGCUGUGUCACACGCUCUGUGUCACUUGCCAACUUCCAUUAGAUCAAGGAGGUGGUGAAGGAAAAGCAAUGUACAUCGAUGCAGAGGGCACAUUCAGGCCACAGAGACUCUUACAGAUAGCAGACAGAUUUGGACUAAAUGGUGCUGAUGUCUUGGAGAAUGUGGCCUAUGCUAGAGCAUAUAACACUGAUCAUCAGUCCAGGCUUUUACUUGAAGCAGCUUCAAUGAUGGUGGAAACAAGGUUUGCUCUUAUGAUAGUAGACAGUGCUACUGCUCUCUACAGAACAGAUUUCUCUGGAAGGGGAGAACUUUCUGCCCGGCAGAUGCAUCUUGCAAAGUUUCUCCGGAGCCUUCAAAAGUUAGCAGAUGAGUUUGGUGUGGCUGUUGUUAUCACAAACCAAGUGGUUGCACAAGUGGAUGGUUCAGCACUCUUUGCUGGGCCUCAAAUCAAGCCUAUUGGUGGUAACAUUAUGGCGCAUGCUUCCACAACAAGGCUUGCUCUGCGGAAGGGAAGAGCAGAGGAGCGCAUCUGUAAAGUAAUAAGCUCUCCUUGUUUGGCCGAAGCUGAAGCACGGUUUCAGAUUUCUGCAGAAGGUGUAACUGAUGUCAAGGACUGAUCCAUUUCAGCCCACCAUUUUCCAGUACUUUUACAAGGUCUUGUUGAUCACUUGUCCUUGUAUUUUUCAAUGUUUUCUGCAACUGAGCGAUAUCUUUGUAAUUUUGUUGACAGUAAGGGGCUUCCAAUGAAGCAUUUUGGGGUC